CAACUCUGGUUACCAACCAUGGUUAGAUAUGUCUAACUACAGUGACAACCAAAUGCACUGUGGGUUGUGCAGUGAAAAAGGAGACAACCUAACCACGUUCUGUGAAACCGAAACAAAUUACUCAUUACAUUUACAAUUUGUAGAGAGAGAGACUGAGGCGUAUGUUCAGCUGUUUCUUGGGAUUCUGCAGCGCCGUUGCUCACGAUCCUUGCCCCCACUCAUUUCAUAUGCAUUUCCCACCCAAAUAGAGGAGCAAAUAUCACUGAAAAAAGGCAUAAUUUACCAGUUUAAUUCUGCAGUGGAAGGUUGGUUGUGAAAUAAGCGAAAUUGGACAUGGGUUUUGGUUGAAUUUCAUAAAGAGUGGAUUUUUUGAAGCUGAAACGUGUAGUCAUGGCAAACAGAGUUCCUUUGUCGCAGCAGCAAUAUGGUUGUUUUCCAGCUGAAGGGGGUGGUGGAGCAAAAGAUGUAAUGUAUGAGGAAUUAUGGAGGGCUUGUGCAGGUCCCUUGGUGGAUGUUCCUCAGGUUGGAGAGAAGGUUUACUAUUUCCCACAAGGGCAUAUGGAACAAUUGGAGGCUUCAACCAACCAAGAAUUGAAUCAAAGGAUACCAUUGUUCAAUCUUCCAUCAAAGAUUCUUUGCAGUGUUUUCAACAUUAAUCUGCUGACUGAAGUAGACACUGAUGAGGUUUAUGCACAAAUUACUUUGAUGCCUGAAGCAGAUCAAACUCAGCCAAGAAGUCCUGAUAUCUCUUGUGAUGAGCCCCCUAGGCCUGUGGUUCACUCAUUCUGCAAGGUUUUGACAGCCUCGGAUACAAGCACCCAUGGCGGAUUCUCUGUUCUUCGGAAACAUGCUAAUGAAUGCCUCCCUCCCUUGGAUAUGACUCAGCAGACGCCAACUCAGGAACUAAUCGCCAAGGAUCUCCAUGGGAUCGAGUGGCAUUUUAAGCACAUAUUUAGAGGUCAGCCUCGGAGACAUUUGCUUACGACAGGAUGGAGUACGUUCGUUACUUCUAAGAGAUUAGUUGCUGGAGAUUCUUUCGUGUUUUUGAGGGGAGAGAAUGGAGAAUUGCGUGUUGGGGUCAGGCAUCACGCUCGCCAGCAAAAUUCAAUUCCCUCGUCGGUGAUUUCUAGUCAGAGCAUGCACCUAGGAGUGCUUGCAACGGCAUCUCAUGCUCUCUUAACUCAAACAUUGUUUGUCGUUUAUUACAAGCCGAGAACAAGUCAGUUCAUCAUAGGACUGAAUAAGUGUGUGGAAGCUGAGAACCACAGAUUCGGAGUUGGCAUGAGAUUCAAGAUGCGUUUUGAGGGGGAGGAUUCUCCUGAAAGGAGGUUUUCAGGCACAAUCGUUGGGGUCGAGAGUAUCUCUUCUCAUUGGGAAGAUUCUAAAUGGCGGUCAUUGAAGGUUCAAUGGGACGAACCUGCAUCAAUUCGAAGACCAGAAAGGGUUUCACCUUGGGAAAUCGAACCAUUUGUGGCAUCUGUACCAACCAACCUAUCCCCACCACUGAUGUCAAAGCACAAAAGAGCUCGUCCUCGUGUUGAAAUCCCAGUUUCUGGUUCGAUUUUCCUUCCAAUAAAUGAGUCACAUCAGACGAAUCAUGGUCUUGAAGGACACAAGGGCAAUCACACGGCUAGAUCUGUUGCAGAAACAUGUACGGCCGCUCCUCCUAAUACAAUAACUGAAGAAGCAGAAGAGAGUAAAACUGCAUCAGCUUGGUCCAUUAUUUCAAAUUCGUCGGCUCUGAGUUCUGUGAAACAGAUCAGUAGCCCUGUGUCCUGCCAGACCGAGAGGAAACCGGAUACUGCUGUGACAUGCAGAUUGUUCGGAAUUGACUUGAAUAAUCCCUCAACAUUGCCACCUGCUGAGAAUUCUUCUAUGAUGUCAGACGACGCACCACAAGAAGGUGAAGGAUUUGUCACAAAACAGUCGAGAGCACCAAGAAAGGACACUCAGAGCCGACACGGUCAGUUCUCCAGAAGUCGCACCAAGGUGCAAAUGCAAGGGAUUGCAGUUGGCCGUGCAGUGGACUUGACCAUGCUGAAGGGGUAUGACGAGCUCAUAACUGAACUUGAAGAGAUGUUCGAGAUUAAAGGAGAGCUGCAGCCUCGAGAUAAAUGGGAAAUUGUGUUUACAGAUAACGAAGGGGACAUGAUGCUUAUGGGCGACGAUCCAUGGCUAGAAUUUGUCAACAUGGUUCGUAGGAUUUUCAUCUGUUCGAGCCAGGAGGUAAAGAAGAUGAAAGGAUGCGAAGGAACAAACCUCAUCACGCAACAUCUUGGUGAUUAAACUCUAUCGCUUGAUUGGCUUUCCCGUUGUUCCAUUGGAGAAGGGAUCGAAAAUUUCAUGUGGUUAACUAGCAAACUGGCACUAGCUUAGUUCGUGUCUCGAUUUUUUGAAUCUGUCGGCUUGUUUUAAGGUAUGACGAGAGCGGAUCAUCCCCCUCGUGUAGGUUGGUUAGAUUAUGUGCAUAUUUAGAGUUUGUUGGUUGGUUAGGAGAAUGUGGGCUCGUCUCUUGAUGUAUAUUGGCAAAAAAGUUGUGUUUGUUGAAUUAGCGCUUCUAUUUCUUGUGAGACUAUUUAUCAUCAUAAUCACAAGGUUUAUUGUUGUUAGUUGAA
Molecule: messenger RNA, 2615 nt
Organism: Salvia hispanica
Lineage: Eukaryota; Viridiplantae; Streptophyta; Magnoliopsida; Lamiales; Lamiaceae
Product: auxin response factor 9-like
Biological process (GO): regulation of DNA-templated transcription; response to hormone
Cellular component (GO): nucleus
Molecular function (GO): DNA binding
Source: RefSeq, a predicted model, not a curated record